This is a messenger RNA of Wasmannia auropunctata (little fire ant), 1864 nucleotides long. RefSeq lists its product as uncharacterized. The coding region runs from base 374 to 1501 and encodes 375 amino acids. NCBI's taxonomy places the organism in Eukaryota, Metazoa, Arthropoda, Insecta, Hymenoptera, Formicidae. The transcript has 7 exons. The record is from RefSeq and is a predicted model, not a curated record.
UCUCGAUCGUACGAGCGGUAAUCGACGUCGGCUGGCCGCGGCGGCAUCCGAAUCUAUUGUGAAUAGAUCAUCGGUUGUCUUUCGAUGAAUUGCCAGGGCGACCGAGAUGCUCGCUUGUCAGCACAGCGUCAUUCUGUCUUGAAGUGUGAAUUUCUGCUUGAAGUAGAGCUUACGCGAGCGAAUAGCCACGGCGCUGAGACGUGGUCUAACCAUCGGUCCCGAGGUACCCGAAAUCGCUUCAACCGUGGAUCACGCAGGUGAGACCGGCCAGGCGGCGGUCACGAAGCACCGGAAGUCUCGGCGCAAGAAAUCGAAGAACACUGCCGCCGCGACCGCCGCCGUCGCCGCCGCCGGCGACUCCAAAGCGAAAGAAAUGGCGAAUACCUGUGCGGAAUUCCGAAAGGAGAUGCAUAAGUCCUUCAUCAUGCCGGUGCAGACAACACCGUCGUAUUCCGUAACAACGAUACAGAAUCAUCAGACAAGCUCGACCACGGCCAUGCGACCUCGAUCUCUUUAUACCGCGCACAAUUAUCAUCCUCAGCCCGAGGAUUUUAAUUUUCAACGAUACAGCGAACUAUCCAAGUACUUCGAACCCCCAGCCGAACAGUGGAACGGUUUGGGUGCAGGGACAACCGCAUAUUCGGGAUCGGCGGCGAUCUGGCGACAGGCUAGGAAGUCGAUCGGCGGGCCUUAUUAUACAACCGAAGAAGCUUCCAUCUAUGCGGAAAACUGGCGAGAACACGACACUGAUGUCGGCGUCGGCGGUGCUGUUGCCACACCUCAUGGUACCAUAUCGUUGAGAUUGCACAAUAGAAUACGUGUGGACAUGACCAUUGACCGUGCCGUCAGAGUCAUCAACUUCAAAAACAAUAUCGUCCUGUCGCUGAGCGGUUCCGGCGCAGCUGCCGCGUUGUUGCAUCCCAACGGUAGGAUAUAUCAGUAUGGUUCCCGAGUGGAGAUCGUCGCCCAUGAUACGCACGGCAAUAAUAAAUAUGCAAAGAUGUGGUACAAAGGUGUCAGUUUCACGUCGGAGCAAUGUGCGCUUGUCUAUUUAGUGGACACGGCUGGGACCAGGACCACGACAGAUUCUUUCUCGGACAUGAGUCAGGAUUUUUCGUUGAGUGUCUUCUAUUCGGGCUCUCGUCAUGGGCCAGCAUGCCUGCAGGAAGCUGCAGCACAUCUUAGUACAGCUCAAUACUGGCAAACAGAUGAAGGUGUUGAAAAUUGGAUUAUUAACAACGUCCGAGUAUCGCAGACUCCCGAUGGCCUUGUUAGGAUUGCACGAAAUAGCAAUAAAUAUCAACUACGUACAUCACCUAGCAAUGGUACAGCCUCAUUGACAACGCCUUUCCUGCACUGUACUGCAUCCUUGGGACAAACGUCCCAUCUGUUUGUACGUCGUGGCGAGCGUCGCAUGCAUUACGACGGUACCAGCUUUAUUGUGAGAAAUGCGGGUCACAGUGCCGGCUUCGAUGACAACAACCAGUUGAAGGUCUACUAGGACAAAAGCUCUGCGAAAUGUCUUCUCGCUUCAAAUUCAUUUACGAACGAGCAUCGACAAAUGUGACCGGCUUCAAUUGUCAAACGGGUCCGAGUACGACCUGAUGCGCUGUGACAAUCCAAUUUCGAAUGUUCGACGAAAGUUUUAAAUCUCUCACUUUCGUCGAGGUCUUAAACGAGAUUAAACUAGACCAUAAUAACAUCGAACACUUUAAUUAUGUCCACGCCUCUCUACGUUUACAGAUUUACUCAUAUCUCAUUUUACUAGAGUUUAGUAAUUUAAUUGAAUUGUCUAUCUGACACGCUGAAUCCAGUUCAAAAUGUUCAAUAAAUAAUUCAAUCGAGCAUUUUUUAUUAUGCAAAA